CAAUAUUCUUGUUACCGUACGCGCAAAUCUUUUUUCGAAUAUACAUAAAUAGAAAAAAUAUUGUCGGAAUAAAGAUAAAAAAAGUAAGAGAGAAAGAGAGCGGGGAACGAACAACGAGGGGUUGCAGACAUAUUGGCGAUUGGCAGUUUCGUCGUCGCAGGCUCGCAGGCUUCUCACUCAGACCGUCGUCCACGGCGGCGGAAUGCGGUGAUAUGUGUAAUGGCGGUGACUGUUGGUAGAUUUCGGAGUGAGGUGUAAUUUUGUUCUACGUGUUUAAAACCGUCACAACAUUAUAUCAAAUUUUAACGUCGAGUUUAAAAUAUGAAACAAUUUAUAACUUAAUAAGUGUAUAAAAGAAAGAAGAAGUGAGGGAACAAAAUAAAAAAACGAGAGGACUUGGUGGAGUUUAUCGGCACCUGAAAUUGUGGAAGGUUCUCAACAAUGUCCUAUCCUGGACAACCACCGCUCGGUAUCCCAGGGAUGCCACCAGGGAUGCCGUACAUGGUUGGAGCGCCGCCACCCAUUAUGGGUGGUGUUAUGCCUAUGCCCCAUAUGAUCCCAACACCCAUAUCUGCGAUGCAGACUUCAGCCCCGGCAGUUCGUUAUCCAAGGAAUCAGAAUCGUCACGAGCACGUUCGACGUCGCGAGCGGGAAAAUGGACCACCUGUGACAGUUUUUGUUGGGAAUAUUAUGGAUCGUGCACCGGAUGUCAUGAUUAGGCAUAUACUCGGUGCUUGUGGCCAUGUUCUCUCGUGGAAGAGAGUUCAAGCUUUCGGAUUCUGCGAGUACGCAGGUCCCGAUGCUGGUCUCAGAGCUGUUCGAUUGCUCCAUGACAUGGAGAUUGGAACGAAAAAGCUUGUUGUCAAAGUUGAUGCUAAGACUAAAGUUGUUUUGGAUCAGUUCAAAGCUGAAAAACGAAAGAAACUUCGAGGUGGUCAAUCGCCUUUGCAAGAUGAAACUCCGAGCGAGGGUGCCGAUGGAGACGACAAUGAAGAUUAUAUGGAUGAGGGAAUGCGAAUAAUUGACAGUGAAGCACUCUCCCGCAUCAAUAUGAUCAUUUCGGAACACACAACGGAAUUGGAAAUGGCUCAAGUGGUUCCAGAGGAACUCCCACCAAAACAACCGUCCAAGCAGCUCAAUCUUGACGAUGCAGAGAUCGAAGAAAGUAAGCGAGACUUGAUCACCCGGGAAAUUGGAAAAUUUAGGGAAGUCAUGAAGAAACAAGAGGAGGAAAAGGCCCAAGUGAAACGUAAAAAAGAAGCGGUUGAGAAAGAGGAACGUGAAAAACGGGAAAAAGAACGAAGGGACAGAAGGGACGACGAUGCCGGACUGAAGAACGAUCACGAUGGUGAACCCGGCAGUCCCAUUUCUCACAAAGGUCGAAGUGGCAGCACCGGAAGUAGUCGGAGAGACAAAAGAAGAUCCAAGUCUCGAUCGAAGGAACGAGAGCGCGACCGUGCGGAGCGUCAAAGAAAUGACAGGGACCGGGAUCGAGGAGAGCGGGACAGAGAGCGAGAUCGUGAGCGCGAUCGAGAGCGAGAUCGUGAUCGGGAUCGCGACAGAGAGCGUGAACGCGAGCGCGAACGUGAACGAGACAGGGAACGGGAGCGUGAUCGAGAACGAGAGCGGGAGCGCGAAGAGGCGCGGAAAACCGAGCGCGAAAUAAUGCGCGAACGGGAAGAAGAGGAAGAAGCGAAAGACCGUAAGAAGAACGAGAGGCGGGCUCGAGAAAAAGAGGCUGCUUAUCAGGAGCGCUUGAGAGCUUGGGAAACUCGAGAACGUCGUAAACAAAAGGAGUACGAGAAAGAGGGAGAGAAAAAACGGAGCAAGAGAGAGGCGAGGGAAAAAGAGGCUAAACGUUUGAAAGAAUUUCUCGAGGAUUACGACGACGAUCGCGAUGAUGCCAAGUAUUAUAAGGGAAAAGAAUUGUCCCGGCGUUUGGAGGAGCGGGCACUCGAAGCGGAAGCUGACUCCCGUGACCGAUGCGCCGAACGGCAGGAGCUUCAACGUCUUCGUGACAAGUUGUACGCCGAUUCUUCUCAUCCCGAUCCGGCUGCUGAAUUCGAGAGGUUGAAGGCCGAGAGAGAGGAACAGUACAAGCCGAAACCGGUUAUAACGAUAAUCGACGAGGAUGACGAAAAGGUUCAAAAAGAAAAGGAAGACGUGGUCAUGCCGCCGAUCGAAACCGAGCCGAUUGACAGUGACAGCGACGACGGUGUGCACUUCGAAGACGCUAUACAACCGGAAGCACCUUCGAGAACGCCCCCGCGUCAUCAUCAUCAUCAUCGACGACAUCAUCGUCAUCAUCAAAAUCAUCAUCGUGAGGAUGGCUCCGGGGAUGGAAUCACCGACAAUGAGCGCGAAACUAGCAAGGACAAGCGCGCCUCGCCCGUCACCGUUUCCGGUACGACACCCUCACAACCUUUGCCACCCUCACACGACGAAGACUCGCGAAUGUCGCUUGUCAGUGAACCGGAAAAAACCGGUGGAAGUAAUUUUGUGCCAUUUGCUAUGGGUGGUGGUGGAGCUCGAGGUGGAGAUCACGCUCCUGUCGGUAGCAAAACUCCAGCUAGUCCGGGCAACGUUCUUGUUAAUUCCCAACAGCCGAAUCAGACGAGGAAAAAGACGCGUAUCGACGUAAAAGAUGUUUUUAACAAUGACGACGACGACGACGGAACAAAUAACUCGAAAAAACGAAAACUCAUUCCUCUCGAUUACGGCGAGGAUAAAAAGAAGAAAGUUCUCGAAGAAGCUUCGAAGACUGGGAAGGAGGAAAACUCGAAGAGUCAAGAGGAAAAACGAAAGCAUAUCAAGUCUUUGAUUGACAAAAUCCCAACGGACAAGAAUGCAUUGUUUGGUUAUCAGCUCGAUUGGGCGGUUAUCGACAACACUUUGAUGGAGAAGAGAAUACGGCCUUGGAUAAACAAAAAAAUAAUUGAAUACAUCGGUGAGCCGGAGCCUACGCUCGUUGAUUUUAUAUGCAGCAAAGUUAUGGCUGGCAGCUCCCCACAGGGUAUACUCGAUGAUGUACAAAUGGUAUUGGACGAAGAGGCAGAGGUAUUCGUUGUGAAAAUGUGGAGGUUAUUAAUAUACGAAGUGGAAGCCAAGAAAAUGGGAUUAGUGAAAUGAAAUUUGAUGUGAAAACAAAAGGAACGAAAACAAACAAGAAAUAAACCUAACUGACUUACGAUUUAUACUA
Venturia canescens is the source of this 3199-nucleotide messenger RNA. RefSeq names its product RNA-binding protein 25. The record is from RefSeq and is a predicted model, not a curated record. Gene Ontology annotation, molecular function: mRNA binding. Lineage: Eukaryota; Metazoa; Arthropoda; Insecta; Hymenoptera; Ichneumonidae. The transcript is spliced from 12 exons. The coding region runs from base 442 to 3129 and encodes 895 amino acids. Gene Ontology annotation, cellular component: spliceosomal complex. Gene Ontology annotation, biological process: regulation of alternative mRNA splicing, via spliceosome; mRNA processing.